AUGGCAAUCAAAAACACAGCAUUCGACCUGCAGACAUGCGCGCGACCCAACAUUCUCGCGUUGGAGCCGUACCGAUGCGCGCGCGAUGACUACAAAGACGACGGAACCAACAUUCUCCUCGACGCGAAUGAGAACGCGUACGGGCCGGGCCUUUCAUUGACGGGAGAGAUAAAAUCAAAAGUCAAUGGCGCAUCCGACUCAUCGUAUGCGAUUGACAUUGAUUUACUUGGUCUGAACCGCUACCCAGAUCCCCACCAAGAAGAACUCAAGCAGCUGCUCUGCAAUCUCCGAAACACGCAAACGCACACAUCGAAGAAGAUCACACCGGCCAACCUGUUUGUUGGCGUGGGCUCGGACGAAGCUAUCGACGCGCUGAUCCGCGCCUUUUGCAUUCCGGGCAAAGAAAAGAUCCUCACAUGUCCACCCACAUAUGGCAUGUACAGCGUAUCGGCGCAAGUCAACGACGUGUCGCUUGUCAAGGUGCCCCUGCAAACACCCAGCUUCGACCUCGAUGUACCCGCGAUUCUCGAUGCGCUGGACCAAGACAAGAAUAUCAAGCUAGCAUACCUGUGUUCACCGGGGAACCCAACAGGCAAGCUGUUGAAAAAGGAAGACGUCCAGCGUGUCCUAGAGCAUCAAUGGAACGGUGUCGUAGUGCUGGACGAGGCAUACAUUGACUUCUCGCCUGAUGGCACCAGCCUGGCAGAAUGGGUAUCUGAAUGGCCGAACCUUGUGGUCAUGCAGACGCUCUCCAAAGCCUUUGGCCUCGCCGGCAUCCGUCUGGGCGCUGCAUUUGCCGACCCGGCAAUCGCUCAGAUCCUAAACAACAUGAAGGCGCCAUACAACAUUCCUAAUCCCACCAGUCAACUUGCACGUGCUGCUCUAUCACCCAAACAUCUAGAUGUCAUGCACAAGAAUCGCAAUGCGAUUGUCGAGCAGCGCGAUCGUAUGAUUCGCGAAUUGCCAAAGAUUGCGGGCGUUGGUCCUCUGCACGGCGGCACAGAGUCGAAUUUCCUGCUCUACCAGAUUCUCGAUGCGCCUGCGGACCAGGGUGGCAAGCCGUCAAAUGAGACUGCGCUGGCGGUGUACGAGGGGCUGGCAGAGGAAAAGGGUGUGGUGGUUAGGUUUAGAGGCAAGGAGCAUGGCUGCUUGGGAUGCCUAAGGAUAACGGUGGGUACGGAGAAGGAAGUGGAUCGGUUUUUGCAAGAGCUUCAGGCUGUUUUGAAAGCGAUCCAUCAAAGAACGGGCAAGUUGGGAGGCAAGGAUGAGGAGCGGAGAGAGCAGGAGGCGAGUGACGUUGUGGCAUAA
This is a messenger RNA of Bipolaris zeicola 26-R-13, 1308 nucleotides long. RefSeq lists its product as uncharacterized. Gene Ontology annotation, biological process: L-histidine biosynthetic process. The transcript has 3 exons. The record is from RefSeq and is a predicted model, not a curated record. Gene Ontology annotation, molecular function: L-histidinol-phosphate:2-oxoglutarate transaminase activity; pyridoxal phosphate binding. Bases 1 to 1308 code for a protein of 435 amino acids. Lineage: Eukaryota; Fungi; Ascomycota; Dothideomycetes; Pleosporales; Pleosporaceae.